AUGCACGCCCGGUUGCGCGGUCUAGCAAUUCAAACAUGGUGUGACCAUGGCUUUCCCACUAAAGGCACCAGAUCGAUUGGUUCGUGCGGUCAUCACGAGACAGAUGGCAUUGUCGCCAAAAAGCAAACGGGUCAUCGCCGCUCAACACGGGAUACGCAAGGCCCUCUCCUUCGAGGGCCAGCUUCAAAGGAGACUACAAUCUCCACUGCCAGUCACGGCUAUAACACUAAGCGAUUGCCUACUUCAUCGGCAAUUCCUUUUCUCUCUCGUCCAGUUCAGUCCGAGAUGGCCCCAAAGAGUACACAAGACAGCAUGGUGCCCGAGGCAAAAGGAAUCAAGUACGACGAAUGCGAGAUGGCCCUCUUCCGUGCCAAAUUAUCUUAUCACGCUACGAUCGACGAGCGGAUGGCGACCAAGAAUUCAAAUCUGACAUCAAUUGCGGAAGCCCAGGCUCGAAUCCUUAAGGGAUGGGAAAUACAGAUGCAGGGCACAAAGGACUUGGCGGGCAAGAACGAGGGUCGCUCGGCGAGCGAAAAGAGAGCAAUGGCACAAUAUGAGUGGAGAUAUACGGCGCUGGAGAAUGCUGCGACAAAGACCACUGGGAAGGGAUAG
Messenger RNA from Penicillium paradoxum, 612 nucleotides. RefSeq lists its product as uncharacterized. The transcript has 3 exons. The coding region runs from base 1 to 612 and encodes 203 amino acids. Lineage: Eukaryota; Fungi; Ascomycota; Eurotiomycetes; Eurotiales; Aspergillaceae. The record is from RefSeq and is a predicted model, not a curated record.